Molecule: messenger RNA, 2337 nt
Organism: Canariomyces notabilis
Lineage: Eukaryota; Fungi; Ascomycota; Sordariomycetes; Sordariales; Chaetomiaceae
Exons: 6
Coding region: 1-2337 (778 amino acids)
Biological process (GO): DNA-templated transcription; regulation of DNA-templated transcription
Molecular function (GO): DNA binding; DNA-binding transcription factor activity, RNA polymerase II-specific; zinc ion binding
Source: RefSeq, a predicted model, not a curated record
AUGAAAUCGGCCCGUGUUAUUCAAGACACCGUCAGCAAGGAGACGAACUCUAAGGACUACCCAGUAUGUGACCAAUGUAGGACCAAAAAGAUACGUUGUGGCAGGGAGAAGCCUACAUGCGCCAACUGCUCCCGUCUGGGACAGGAAUGCCACUGGUCUGGCAACGGCAAAAAGUGCAAUCAAACCGCCAUGCUUAGCAACGCCAUCGUGGGGCUGGACAGCCGCCUCGAGAAUCUGGAGAACUCCGUGAGACGACUACUCCGAGAGUCGUCGGUUUCCAUACGUUCAAGGUCGCCCACGGCCGAGUCCAGUCGUCCACGUUUUCUGCCAGACGUAACUCCCGGGCCGAGGGCGCCAACCUUCUCAAGGCCCUUGGGCCGUUUUCUGCCUUGCCAAAACGACGAAGUGGGUGAGAGGUAUUUUGGUCCUACAGCUUUUGAGAGCAUAGCGUUGGACAUCAAGGAUGCUAUCUCUGCAAAUCUGGACUCCGACCCGCAGCGCCCGGGGCAGGAUCCUCUGAAGGCUCAGCAGAAGAUCGACCAACUCCUGAGUAAUAACUGCGACAUGCAACGAGAGCCAGCCACGGAGAUGUCUCCACUGAUCCCGCCUCCUUUUGCGGUCCUCGACGCCAUGGUUGAGCCCUACUUUGCCACAAUCAACCCGCACUUCCCCAUCUGGACAAAGGCUCGGUUCUGCCAGAUGGCGGCCGCAUUACGCCAGUCUUUGUCUGGUGCUGGUAGUAACAUUGCGGGACAACAUCAACAACAGCAACAAGAUCAAGCAUCCAUAGUCUGCUGCAACAACCUCAUUCUCAUGACGCUGGCUGCAGACUCUGCUCGCCCCGGAAAACCUACCCAGUCCGCGAAGCAUGUGCGCCGAAGCUCCUCAACUGCCUCCUUCGCCUCCGGAAGCUUGGACUUGGCGUCAGGAUUCCUCGACAAUGCAAAGAGGGCAGUGGACAACAUUGAGCCACUGCUGGCACCUCGCCUCAGAAAUGUCCAAGCACUCUUAUCCCUGUGCAUGGUAGCGCAGCAACACAUGUCAACAUGUGUCUUCGAGAUGCUGUUCUCCUUGGCCGCUCAGUGUGCAAAAGCCCUGGGUAUUCAUCAUUGGCAUACGUACCGGGGCCAGCUCAACGACGAGGAGACUGAGGAGAGGCGGAACGUCUCUUGGUGCCUGUACACCCUGGACAAGAUAGUCUGCUGGACGAGCGGCACAUCCCCCAGCAUCACCACAUCGGACGUGAUGAUCGACUUGGCGCCGUUGUCCCCUCAGGACACGCUCGCCAGACACCUGGCGGCAAAAGCAGAGCUGGCGGCCAUUGAAGAGGCCAUAUACAUGGAAGUAUACGCGGUGCAGGUCAGGGAUCGAAGUUCCGAAGAGGCCCGCCAGUCAGCCUUCAAGAUCUGGAGCAGACUGCAGGACUGGUUGGUUGCCACAGGAAUUGACCUAGACGGGGUGCAGAACGACAGCGCAGCAUCUGAAAGCCCGCCAUUCUCGCAGGCAGAACUGGCGCUUGACUUCGUCUUCACGCAGCUGCUGCUCGUCUGGCCCUACAGGGAACAUGCCGAAACCGUGUUUCACCAGGAUCAAACUGGCCCGGAGCUUGCCAGGAGUUGUCUGAGAUGUAUGCUGAGCCUUUGGUCGUUGAGAUCGGACCACGGCCGUCAUACAGCCAUGUCACGCAUCAUCGCAUCCCACCCUCCGCUCUACCUACUCGAGAUGUGCACGAGCAUCCUGAGCGGCGCGGGGUCGCAAUCUGACGUCGACCUGUUGGGGGAGUUCAUCGUGCUGCUUGAGAAAGUGACGGAUUUCCGAGAGAGGUCGCAUACCCAGCGGCUAUACCAGCUGGCCAUCAUCGUCAUGGACGCCGUUGAUGGUAAAAUCAACACUGCACAGCAGCAGCAGCAGCAACAGAGACAGGGACAGCAGCGAAAGCGUCGAAGGACCGGUUCUGCCCUGGAGCAGCGCCAGGCAUCCUCCCCAUCGUCCCUGCAGGAGGAACAGGAAGCUGACCACCAUCCGCGUGGGAGUGGCUCCUUCCAUACAAAUAACAACUCAGCAACGGCAGUCGCAGCUGCCUCUAACGAGGAUAUAUUUCCUCCCUACGACCUGUCGCCCCACGAGAUUGACUUCCGCCAAGGCUUUUUCCCGGGAUUGACUUUCCCGGCUUGGGACGAGAGCAUGGCAGACGUGGCCACGGCGGUUUCGUCGUCCACGACUCGGGGAAGCGGGAUUUCCAGCCGAGCUAGCCUGAACGAGGAGCCGGUUGCGGCGGUGAGCGGCUAUAGCAGAACCAUUUCGGACUACGCCGGCGCAAUCGCCUACGAGUCAUGA